Silurus meridionalis is the source of this 1392-nucleotide messenger RNA. RefSeq names its product trypsin-1-like. The record is from RefSeq and is a predicted model, not a curated record. Lineage: Eukaryota; Metazoa; Chordata; Actinopteri; Siluriformes; Siluridae. Bases 87 to 983 code for a protein of 298 amino acids. The transcript has 6 exons. Gene Ontology annotation, biological process: proteolysis. Gene Ontology annotation, molecular function: serine-type endopeptidase activity.
ACAGGUAGGGGAGGUUUAAUUUCCGUGUGCUUUACUUAUACUACAACAAAGACAUUGAGAGACACAUUACAUCAGGACCAGAGAGCAUGAAAAUGAAUUUGUGGAAAGGCGUGUGUGUUUUAUGUGGUCUACUCCUCAAUUCUACAGGAUCAUUCGCCCAAACAGAUGGGUGUGGUCAGGCUCCACUUAACACCAAGAUUGUGGGUGGUCAAGAUGCUGUUUCUGGGUCCUGGCCUUGGCAGGUCAGCCUUCAAACAGGUGGCAGCCAUUUCUGUGGUGGCAGCUUGAUCAAUAAGAACUGGGUCUUAUCAGCUGCUCAUUGUUUCAAAAGUGUUUCUGCAGGUUCUUUCACACUCGUACUGGGAAUGCAAAAUUUGGAUGGAAGUAAUCCCAAUAUGCAGACAAAAAGCGUGACUAAAAUUUUCAUGAACCAGCAGUAUGACGCAAACACCAAUGACAAUGAUAUUGCACUAAUCCAGCUCUCCAGUCCAGUGACGAUCAAUGAUUAUGUCAGGCCGGUGUGCCUCGCAACAAGCAGCAGUUCUUUACCUGCUGGUACUAAUGUCUGGGUCACAGGAUUUGGUCAAAUCUCUUCAGGUGUGAAUCUGCCAUCUCCUCAAACCCUGCAGGAGGUGCAGCUGCCAAUUGUCAGUAACAGUGACUGUGCAAAUACCUAUGGAGCUGGUUCUAUCACAGACAAUAUGUUGUGUGCUGGCUUAACUCAGGGAGGAAAAGACUCAUGCCAGGGUGAUUCAGGAGGUCCACUGGUGUCUACAUCCAGUGGAAAAUGGACUCAGGCUGGGAUUGUGAGCUUUGGCAAGGGCUGCGGUUUGCCUAAUUUUCCGGGUGUGUACACCAGAGUGUCUCAGUACCAAGACUGGAUUAACAGCACCAUCAACAGCACCAGCAGCACCAGUGGCUCCACUAUACAUCUUUCUUUCUCCAUCAUCUCCUUUCUCCUCUUGCUCUAUAUCUUCCUUUGAUAGUAGCCAAAUUAAACAGGACAAGACAAGACACAUUUUAAUUGUGAAAUGUGAAACAAGUGAAAAAGAAUUGGCAAUUUAAGCAUUGGUUUCUCUGUCUUUUGGCAUAAUUAUAACAAAUAAUGCAUUAAUUGCAUAAAAAGCAACUUUUCCCCUUUUAUUUGUAAACUGUAUGAUUAUAAGUUUUCUUUAUUAUUGUAGAUCCAAUGAAUAUGAACCUUGUCAUUUUGUUGGGUUCUGUACUAUAAUAGAUCUAUUACAUAGACAGAUGCAUCUGUGGAUAUAGAUACAUAUACUGUUAUAAAUGCUUCUAUAUAUAAAUACAUGUGCAUGUACAUGUACAUGUUCUACUGUUUUAUACAAUAAAAAACUUUUUUACGGCUUCUCCCAUUAGGGGUCGCCACAGCGG